This is a messenger RNA of Hemiscyllium ocellatum (epaulette shark), 1596 nucleotides long. Its product is annotated as kremen protein 2-like. Gene Ontology annotation, cellular component: plasma membrane. The record is from RefSeq and is a predicted model, not a curated record. Gene Ontology annotation, biological process: multicellular organism development. The annotation marks the transcript as partial. The transcript is spliced from 8 exons. NCBI's taxonomy places the organism in Eukaryota, Metazoa, Chordata, Chondrichthyes, Orectolobiformes, Hemiscylliidae.
AGAUUUCCGAAUGUUACCGUGUGAACGGGGCGGAUUACAGAGGGCAGCAGAACCUGACGUCAGUGGAGAAUGGGACCCCUUGCCUGUUUUGGAACAGGACAGGACGACAUGCCUACAACACGCUGAAAUAUCCCAACGCCGAGUGGGGCUUGGGAAACCAUAAUUAUUGCCGAAACCCAGAUGGAGAUGUCCAGCCGUGGUGCUACGUCUCAGAGACGGACGAAGGGAUCUACUGGAAAUAUUGUCACAUCCCGAGCUGCAGCAUGCCCGGGUAUCUCGGCUGUUUCCAUGACUCAGGGCAGCCGCCGGUGUUGAGUGGGAGCAGUGGCACCUCCACGAAACUAACCGUCCAGCUCUGCAUCCGCUUCUGCAGGAGGAAGGGGUACAAGUACGCAGGGGUAGAGGCAGGUUAUGCCUGUUUCUGUGGGGACGCCGGCGACCUGCGAAAUAGGCAGCGGGUGGACUCAGUGCAGUGUGACCAGGUCUGCUUCGGCAAGUCCAGUGAGCUGUGUGGGGGCGAUGGUCACAUCGGGGUGUACGAUGUGGCGGUGGGAGCGUGCUGGGGGAGCCUGACCGGCCCGAGAGGGGUGAUCUACUCGCCGGGCUACCCUGACGACUACGGCCCGGACUCCAACUGCACGUGGGCGGUGCGCCCCCUGGGAGCGUCCCGGAUCUGCCUGCAAUUCCGGAUCUUCGAGCUGCGCGACGGGAAGGACCGGCUGGUGGUCCGGGAUGGCCUCACGGCCCGGGCCCUGGCAUCGUUCAGCGGCGAGGGGCCCCCUCCCUCCAGCCUGACCUUCGACACCCCCUUCCUCACCGUCCACUUCCAGUCAGACCGCACCCUCCACGCCCAGGGCUUCGGCCUACUCUACACAGGCCUCCAGGGUGAAGCCUCCCAGACGGCUGACAGUGUGGACACCAUCAGCCUCUCUCAGAUCGCCCCCACGCUCUCUGACCAACGCAACGCCACCCUGCCACCGCAGCCAAUGGACAGCAUCGCAGGCUGGGUCAUCUACACCACAGCAGCCGUGCUGAUGGCCGCUGGUAUAAUCUUCCUCUACCAUCUGUGGAAAAGGAGUUGUCUGUACAGACAGGGGAAGGCUGCUGGUGUGGCACUGAUCGAAAGGCUGGAAGACGAGGACGAUGCCUGCGCGUGUACCUCCAGGAAUGCCUGGACGGUGGUGUACAAACACACGCGUGUGGUGACCUGCAGUGAGACCACGCCAAGAGGCAGCCAACCUGCGUCUGCCGGAGACAGCGAUGGGGAGCUGACAGUUACCAGCGGAUUCUCACUCAAUUCCCUCAUUUCCAGCAGCUAGCCUCCCCCUCCAGUCUGAUUCCGGUCCCUAGCUCCCUCCCCGGGGAGCUGUUAUUCUGUGUAUAAACCUCCCCCGAACCCCUCAAUUAGAUCCCAGUCUGUAACUCGCUCCCCGGGGAGCUGUUAAUCUGUAUAUAAACCACCCCGAACCCCUCGAUUAGAUUCCAGUCUGUAACUCCCUCCCCGGGGAGCUGUUAUUCUGUAUAUAAACCCCCCCAAACCCCUCGAUUAGAUUCCAGGCUGUAACUCCCUCCCCGGGGAGCUGUUAUUCUGUAUAU